Molecule: messenger RNA, 2671 nt
Organism: Haliotis rufescens (red abalone)
Lineage: Eukaryota; Metazoa; Mollusca; Gastropoda; Lepetellida; Haliotidae
Product: protein phosphatase 2C-like domain-containing protein 1
Exons: 7
Coding region: 69-2387 (772 amino acids)
Biological process (GO): protein dephosphorylation
Molecular function (GO): protein serine/threonine phosphatase activity
Source: RefSeq, a predicted model, not a curated record
UCGAUUACCAGGGAGGAGAACGGAACAGCCAGACUUCCGGUAGAUUGUUUACAGUUCUCCUGGUUACGAUGUCACAGGUCGACGUGUACAUAGCACCGAACAGCCCGGUAAGGCUGUCAAUAUCGCAGUUUCCAGUUUACACACCACAACACAGAAAUCCCAGCCCAACAACUUCAGAAAAGAGAUCCUAUCUAAGCAUUUUGAUGAAGAACUUGGAGAAAGACGCCCUCUCUGGUACCCCCACGGGAGGGAAGGAGGGAGGGAAGGGUGACAGCAAGGAUGCGGGGAAGAAGGAGGCGCACAAUGAGUCACAAUUACACCACAUUCUGGCAUCAAAAUAUGCCACAGAAUUGUUUAAGGGACAAAACGUCAUGAGAACAGAUACCCCAGACACUCUGAUGACAGAGUACACCAACAAGCCUGACAUUACUGUGAGGUGUGACAAGUGUGGCAUCUUCAUCGACAUCCGGACCCUAGUUGACCACCGUAGCUUCCACAACGCCCUCGCCUUGAUGAAGUUCAAGUGUUCCACCCUGCCAGACAAUGCUGAGGCGCUCCUCAAGCGGAGAAACGCCAUCCUCCGCAGAAUGAAGAGUGACGCCACAGAGACAAAUCCUAUUGACCCGAAAGCCAUAAAAUUGAUCAAUGACGCCUAUGAACGUCUGAAGUCUGAUAUCGAAGAUACGUAUGACAUGUGUCGACAGAUUCGACAGAACAUUAACACACAUGUAAAUGGAGUGUCCUUGAACUGCAGCCCAUCGUGUACUCUAGCUGUAGGCUUGUGUUCAAGCCAGAAUGAAAGAUGGAAAAGUGUCAUGGAGGAUACUAGGGUCUUUCAAGAUUAUUUUGGCGAUGAUCGCGACAAAUGUUACCUUGCUCUUUUUGAUGGCCACCAUGGUCGUUUUGCUGCAGAAGUAGCAGCAUCAGAGCUUCACAGACUUCUGCUUAAUGAGAUGGCCAAAUUUGACCCCAAAACAAAGUCCACUUCAGCCCACAACCUUGCAGACGUGACAGACAUCUCCCACUACAAGUUUGACCGACCGGACACAAAGGACAGUGAGCGAGUUCUGCUCCACCAAGAGAGUAUGGACAUCGUUCAGCAGAUCAUUGCUCUGUGUGAGGCUAAAUAUGACCUACUGAUGAAGGACAAGAGAAAGCUGCCAGAAGUUGAUGAUGAGACAAAGACGAAAAAGUCUUCCAAACCUAAGCACCCCCUCUCACCCAAAAUAUCCAGUGCCUUCAAGAAGGCAUAUCACCUGCUGGACAUCUUGUUAUCUUAUGGGAAGGAUGAAUGUUCCAAGGUUCGCUGGAGUGGAUGUUCUGCUCUUACUGCCAUUGUACAUGCUACAGAGCCUGGGGACAGUUCCAAGGGGUCGGAGAGUUCUCCUGGGAAGGAUGGGGAAGAAGGAGGGAAUGUGGACCCUGCAAUACAACUGGGGCUAGUUCAUCUGGCUAAUGCAGGUAAUAUCCAUGGAUUACUGGUGCGAGGAAACAGGCCGUACAGGUUAACGAAGGACCACACACCUAGCAAUCCAAAGGAACGGAACCGCGUUCUCAAAAAUGGAGGUACCCUCAGUGAAAGUUCCCGUGAAUGCCAGGUGAAUGGCGUCGUGGCAACCACCCGUGGGCUAGGUAACCAUGGUGAUCUCAGUCUGAAGAAAUGCCUACAGGUGGAGCCAUACACUACCUGCGUGCCUAUUGACCAGUACGCCCAGUUUUUGGUCUUCGCCACUAACGGAGUGUGGGAAAUAUUUUCAGAUCAAGAGGUCACAUCAUUACUGCUUAAGCGACUGAGAAAAUUACAGAAGAUGCUGCCUACACACCAUAUACCCCCGCCCAGCAGCAUGUCCUGCAGUCUCCGGCCUCUCCUUGACGAGAUCGAAAACAACGAGAAGGCCAAACAAGCUGAGGCCAUGAGGGCCACUUUUAACAAGCCAGACAGCAGAAAAGUGUCAUUUUCAAACCAUGACCUUGAACAGGGUGACCUUCCUGAUAUUGAAGUAGAAGCUGCUAUGAAAGAAUUAUCGAAUAUAUGUCAGUCCGAAGGAGAUGACAUGAGUGAAAAUGCACAAGCUACCUCAACACCAGUUGAAGAGAUUAAGAAUGGACAGGUGACUGGACUGACCAUUGAAGCAGAUUUGAAAACAGAGAUUGGGAGCCAUGUUGAAGAUGCUUCAGAUUUAGAUCAGGGUCACGACCUUGACCCUGACUAUCUGACCCUCCCGGUUCAUGCAGACAUUCCCGACCAUGUUCCAGAGACAGUGGAGGAGAAGCAGCGAGAGUUGGCGAAGAACAUGGCAGAGUAUUUGGUACAGGCGGCACUGUUGGCGGGCGCCAAGGACAAUAUAUCCGUCAUGGUCAUGCUGCUUCCAGGGAGCGGUGUCUGACCAAAAGAUUGUACUAGCUGAUACUUUGUGAUAUCUUCCCUGCCAAAAUUUACUUGAUGGAUUUUGUUUUAUUAAUUUGUUUUGAAUUAAUGUUAACUUUUGUUGAGAUAUAUUGAUUAAUGGUUGACUGACUGUAUUUAGCAAUCUGUCUUUAUGUGGUUCUGGGGGCACGGAUGGCCCAGUCGUCUAAGGUGCCAGGGAUUCGCAUAGUUGCGUCCCUUGGGCACACCAGAAACCUAUGAUUGUGGGUUCGAAUCCCGGUUCGUCCCGAUUAUUUUUCUAGG